This is a messenger RNA of Musa acuminata AAA Group (dessert banana), 2050 nucleotides long. Its product is annotated as RING-H2 finger protein ATL65-like. The coding region runs from base 287 to 1489 and encodes 400 amino acids. Gene Ontology annotation, molecular function: transferase activity. The record is from RefSeq and is a predicted model, not a curated record. NCBI's taxonomy places the organism in Eukaryota, Viridiplantae, Streptophyta, Magnoliopsida, Zingiberales, Musaceae. Gene Ontology annotation, biological process: protein ubiquitination. The transcript has a single exon.
AAGCCGGUAUGAUCGAUCGCAACACCCGGUGGCUACCGAUGGAGACACGUUGUCCCUGAGGAGCUUCCGGUGUGCCUCCCGCCCAUUGGACACGACCUAAAGCGCCCAACCCUAUCGCACUUUACUCCACGGGAACCGGUUAAGUUAUAAGCCUAUUGCGGGAACAGAUUGGAACUGUAAACAGUAACGAAGCCCACCGGAGGAGACGGAAAAUAAAGAUCGAGAGAGAGCCUGCGAGUGCGGCUUCUGAUUGGAUCCGUUUCCUCCCACCGCCGCGCCGACGAACAUGGAGGCGCCGUCAUACGCGGAGGCGGCGUAUGAGUUCCAGUGGGGGCCAUCCCCCCGCGUUCCCGGCGACGGCGGGUCCAAUCCGGGGUGGAUCAGCCCCCCGCUAAUCGCCAUGGUGGCCGUCGUUGGCACCGCCUUCCUCAUCGUCCUCUACGCCCGGAUCCUCUCCCGAUACCUCCGCCUCAUCCGGCGCCGUUGGCGCCGGUGGAGGCGGCGGCGGAGGUUUCUGCAGUCCAUGGCCGCGACGUCGGACCUGGACUCCCUCCCACCGUUCAACGGCGGCGGCUCCUUCGGCUCCUCCUCGGACUUCUUUCUCUCUCCCUACGGCCUCGACGACGCGGCCAUCAAGGCGAUCCCAGUGUCGCUGUUCUCGCGGACCAAGGCCAAGCAGCAGGCCGCCACGAACCGGGAGUGCGCGGUGUGCCUGUUGGAGUUCGAAGACGACGACACUCUCCGCACGCUGCCACUGUGCGCCCACGCCUUCCACAUGGACUGCAUCGACGUGUGGCUCCGAUCGCACCCCACCUGCCCCCUCUGCCGUGCCGCCGUGCUCCGCCACGAGGCCGCCUUCGUCCCCAUGCGCGCCGCUCGGAUCCGCCCCAGCCUGGACGACAUCCUCCUCAUUGACCCGCCGCCCGACCGCGGGGGCGACGCGAUCCUCCUCCCGAACCCCGACACCGGCCCCGAGAUCGCCUCAGCCGCGGGAUCCCCGCUCGCGGCCGAGGAACGGUUCGUGUCACGAGGGUUCCUACUCAAGCGCUCAUACUCCUUCGGGUUCGACGGGAGCCUGGCGGCGGAGCGGAUGCUCUUAGAGGCGUCCACGGCAUCGCCAUGGCGGUACCGCCACCAGCCGGGGGGCUUCUGGAGCAAGCGGUGGCCGUCGCCUUUUGGGGGCGUCGGCAUGGGGUCCUCCUCUGUCUCGCGGGCGGCGAGGGUCUUCUCCUUCCGCGGCGCCACCGCGGCCCUGGCCAAGUCCCCGGCCUUUUCUAAGCGGCGAGGGUUCUUCCCGCUCUCGUGGGAACCGAGCGGGCGGCUUAUCGUCAGCAGCGCGGGUCCGUCCCUCUUCCCGCGGCCGUCGUUCUCGUCAUCGUCAUCGUCAUCGACAUCGUUGGUGUUUUCACCGAGCCGGAUGCGAUGCGGGGAUCCGGAGGCGCUGCUGUCCCCGGAGCGGCUGAAGCAAUCGACGCCCACGCAACGCUGACCUGGAGCCGUCGGCGUUGGCGGGCAGGGGUAGGACGGUGGAGCCAAUGGAUGAGGUGGAGCUCUUUAAUGGCGGUCGCAAUGCACCAUUUAAUGAUCUGCCUGCCUCUUUAAUGAGCAUAUGAAAGCAGAGAGAGAGAGGGGGAGAGAGAGAGAGAGAGAUCCGCUUUUGAACAGUUCGCGGGGCUCUCUUUAUCUCUGUUGCGGUGGUUGGUGUGGACAAGUAACGUGGCCGUUAAUGGAAGAAGAGGAGGGAAUCGAAGUGGCCGAGAGACGAAAGCGAUGGGAAGCACCUGACCGCCACGUGCCAAUGGGCCGGAUCAGUGGCUUCAAAGGGACACCGCGAUUCGUCACACCCUCUUUAGCACAGCGGCGAACGCACAUCAUUUUAAAUGGGCCCGGCAAUGCAACGGGGAAUACAGCCGCCUUCAGUCUCUGUGAGGUCAAGCAAACGGGUGGGAAUGAGUCUGUUUGACAAUUUAGUUUGUACUUGGCAAUGCCUGUGCUUUGUUAUAUAGAUAUAAACAGCUGAAUAACUAAGAGUUUGUGCUUCUAUAUCAAA